Sinocyclocheilus rhinocerous is the source of this 1092-nucleotide messenger RNA. Its product is annotated as proline-rich protein 11-like. The coding region runs from base 52 to 981 and encodes 309 amino acids. The record is from RefSeq and is a predicted model, not a curated record. NCBI's taxonomy places the organism in Eukaryota, Metazoa, Chordata, Actinopteri, Cypriniformes, Cyprinidae. The transcript has 10 exons. Gene Ontology annotation, cellular component: cytoplasm; nucleus.
AAUAAGGAACUAUUUUCAAAAUCAGGCUUACAGCUGUCAGCAGCUGCGGAUAUGCCUGGAUUCAGGGGCCUCGGCGGUGCCUUUCUGCGGCGGAGGAAGAGAAAUGGCAGCAGUCGACGCUGGGCCAUAAAGAGCAAGAAGCCACUUGGGACUCCUGCCAUACCAACGGCCCCUGUUCCAAACAACAAAACAAAGGUGGACACUAUGGAGGAGACGAGUGUUCAAACCACUAAACAGCUGUCUUCAACACUAAGUAUUGGAGCUCUGUUUUUUGCAUUUGGAAGUGUUGUGCAAAAAUGCGGAAAGACAAUUAAUCAAACCUGUUUUGGACUCCUGAAUGUCUUCUUUUUCUGGAGAGGCUAUUCCGAAAGAGUGGAGUCCCUUCACCUAAAAGUAGAGGAGCUGCAAAGGGAAAUAGCACUAUUGCAUUCCACUUUGAAGCUGUAUCGAGAAGCCAAGACUGCAGGCGGUCAAUGUGACAUGCCUGAUGGUGUUCAGCACUCAACACCUCCGCCUGUCUCCCUUCCACCUCCUCUUCCUCCUCCUCAAAUUCUGUUGACACUUGCUGCUCCGAAAGUGGCCUCAAUUCCCCUAAAAACUGCUCAAACUACCUCUGUGAAGGUAAAAAAGCAAAAUGGCCCUGUUGCUUUGACUCUUCGAGAUCUUCAAGCAGUACGACUAAGAAAAGUGAUUGUAGGCCAAAAAACUCAGGUGUCUCCAGAGAGAAAAAGAUCACCACUGGUCACACUCGCAGACUUGCAGAAAGUCAGUUUGCGACGCUCUAAUUCUGACCUCCCCUUAAAGUCUAGAUCAAGCCUUGGCAGGACUGUCUGUAGGACACCAACCAAAAAUCCCAUGAAUCUUCGGGUACAGCUUCGAAAAGUAAACUUAAUGAGGAGUCCUGGUGGCACACCGCUGUUUAACAAAGAGAAUGCUGUGAUGGAUUCAAGCCUGGAUCCAAGCAUGACCAGAGAGGGUUAGGAAACACGUACCUGAGUGCUUUAACAAAAGAACUAUCACCACUCAAGACUGUCUAAACAAAGAUAAUUACUGUUUGUUAUUGCACAUUGUGUUUUGCAUGGCCAGUCGUGU